AUGAUGAUGGUGACGACGAUGAUGAUGGUGAUGGAGCCGCGCGUCCGAGUCAGUCCGACUCAGUGUGGCGCGCCGCUGCUCCGACGAUGCCCGCACACCACCCCCGUCUCACAGCCUCACGUCACGUCACGCUACUUUGGAGGACUUUUCCCAUCGCGCACUACUGAAGGAAUGCGCUCGUUUCUGCCCGCGCGACCUUGUGAAUGAUUUUUUUAUUUUUAACUUUGCGCGUUUUUUUUCCCACGUGUGUGUGGUUGCCACCGUGUAUUGUGCUAGGUAUUGAAUGACGGUUAAAACAGGUGGGCGUCAAGCAGCGCACAGGAAGAAGAGGAGGCGAGCAUCGGACAAGGCGACACUUUGCUCGCGGUUGGGGGACGUUUUGGUUGGUGGAUGCGACGUCCUUGCGCCCGGCAUCAGCUCCCACAUUCUGGGCUGAAGGGGCAGGAGGAGGCGGCACGGAGAGGGAAUAUUAGAUCACUCGGGAAGAGGAGAAAAAUGUGGAGAGGCUUGUGACUCUUGGACGGACAAGUUAGCCUUCAAACCACCAAAACAAGAAGGUCUUCCUUUCUUCAUCCAUUCACUCUUCAUCCUGUCCUAAAAGGCCCUGUAAACAUGAAGGUUUUGCACAGGACUUCAUUGCCUGAGGCUACAAUGACAUUAUUAGCUCCUUUGCUAGCCUUCUGGCUCUUAGCGCUCCUCACUCAGUGCAGCGGGCAGACAUUCACUACCUUCCACCCGGAGCGGCGGGACUGGUUCUUCAACCACUUGACCGUUCACCGAACCACGGGAUCCGUAUACAUCGGCGCCGUGAACCGUGUGUACAAGCUUUCGAGCAAUCUGACGCUGCUGGUGUCCCAUGACACGGGCCCAGAGGACGACAACAAGGCCUGUUACCCGCCCCUGAUCGUGCAGCCUUGCUCGGAACCUUUGGUCUCAACCAACAAUGUCAACAAGCUUCUCCUUAUCGACUACUCGCAGAAUCGCCUGCUAGCGUGCGGCAGCCUCUACCAAGGCGUCUGCAAACUCCUCCGACUGGAUGACCUUUUUAUCUUAGUGGAGCCCUCCCAUAAGAAAGAGCACUACCUCUCCAGUGUCAAUCAGACUGGGACCAUGUAUGGAGUCAUCGUGCCCUCACAAGGUCAGGACGGCACCCUAUUUAUCGGCACCGCAGUUGAUGGAAAACAGGACUACUUCCCUACCAUAUCCAGCCGAAAACUUCCCCGCGACCCGGAAUCCUCCGCGAUGCUUGACUACGAACUGCACACUGACUUUGUGUCCUCGUUGAUCAAGAUACCGUCAGACACGCUCGCACUGGUGUCCCAUUUUGACAUCCACUAUGUUUAUGGUUUCGCUAGCGGCAGCUUCGUGUACUUUAUGACCGUUCAGCCUGAGACACCGGAAAACGGCAUGUCGUCAAGCGGCUCCGCCAGCGACCUUUUCUAUACGUCCCGUAUUGUUCGCCUCUGCAAGGACGACCGCAAGUUUCACUCAUAUGUUUCCCUCCCCAUCGGCUGCGUGAAGAACGGUGUCGAGUACCGGCUCCUGCAGGCGGCCUACCUCGGCAAGCCGGGCGGCGUCCUCGCCGCGUCGCUUCACAUCGGCGCUCAAGACGACGUGCUCUUCGCCGUCUUCUCCAAAGGCCAGAAGCAAUUUCACCGUCCGCCCGAUGACUCUGCGCUCUGCGCCUUCACUAUCCGUGACAUCAAUACGCGCAUCAAGGAGCGCCUGCAGUCCUGCUACCAAGGCGAGGGCCACCUGGAGCUCAACUGGCUACUUGGGAAGGAUGUGCAGUGCACCAAAGCGCCGGUGCCCAUCGACGACUCUUUCUGCGGUCUUGACAUAAACCAGCCUCUCGGUGGCUCUCAGCUGGUAUCCGGACACACCCUCUACACUGAGACCCGAGACCGCAUGACCUCAGUCAUCUCCUACGUCUACAACGGCUACUGUGUGGCCUUUGUGGGGACAAAGAGCGGUCGCCUGAAGAAGAUUCGCAUUGACGGCCCUCCUCAUGGAGGUGUCCAGUACGAGACGGUGUCCAUCAUGAAAGACGGCAGCACCAUUCUCCGAGACAUGGCGUUCUCCCUUGACCGCGCUCACCUCUUCGUCAUGUCUGAGAGACAAGUGACCCAAGUUCCCAUCGAGUCCUGUGAGCAGUACGGGACGUGUGGCGAGUGCCUCAGCUCCGGGGACCCGCAUUGCGGCUGGUGUGUGCUGCACAACAUAUGCUCCCAGAGGAACCGUUGCAAUCGUGCACAUGAGCCGUACCGUUUCGCCGCCUCUCUGGACCAGUGCGUGAAGAUCACCGUGUACCCCGACAGCAUCGCGGUGUCUGAGCCUAGUGUACCAUUACUGGUGAAGGUCAGCGAUGUUCCAGACCUUUCGGCAGGAAUAACUUGUUCCUUCGGCAAUCUGACGGAGGUGGAUGGGCAAGUGAGUGGCAACCAGAUACUGUGCGUGUCUCCUGCUGCCAAGGACGUCCCUCUCAUCCCGUCCGACCAAGAUUGGUCGGGUGUUGAGCUAAGACUCAAUUCAAAGGAGACGGGUCAGAUGCUCAUUAGCACGGAGGUCAAGUUUUAUAACUGCAGUGUCCAUCAACUGUGUCUGUCAUGUGUGAACAGCGCCUUCCGCUGCCAUUGGUGCAAGUACCGCAACUUGUGCACCCACGACCCGUCCAGCUGUUCCUUCCAGGAGGGAAGGGUCAACGCCUCUGAGGACUGUCCACAGCUGGUGCGCUCCGAGGAGAUUCUGAUCCCGGCGGGGGAGGUGAAGCCCAUCACCCUCAAAGCCAAGAACCUGCCACAGCCGCAGUCUGGCCAGCGGGGCUACGAGUGUGUCCUUCACAUCCAGGGGGUCAGCCACCGCGUCACCGCCCUCCGAUUCAACAGCUCCAGCGUGCAGUGCCAGAACAGCUCGUACUUAUACGAAGGGAUGAAAAUCAGUGAGCUGCCCGUGGAUUUCUCUGUGGUGUGGAACGGCAACUUCAUAAUUGACAACCCAGAGAACAUUCAGGUUCACUUGUACAAGUGCGGCGCCCAGAGGGACAGCUGCGGUGUGUGUCUGAAGGCCAACAGGAAGUUCCAGUGCGGCUGGUGCAGCAGCGAGGGGAAGUGCACCCUGCGUCGACACUGCCCUCCCAUCAACCCCUACACCACACGCUGGCUCAACCUGUCCAGCAAAAACGUCAAGUGCACUAACCCACGCAUCACUGAGGUGACCCCAGUAGCCGGUCCCCCCGAAGGAGGCACGCGGGUGACCAUCCAUGGCACCAACCUGGGUCUGGCCUUCUCAGACGUGGUGGACAACGUGGAGGUGGCGGGAGUAAGGUGUGAUCCUGUGCAGGAUGGCUACAUUAUCGCUGAACAAAUUGUGUGCGGAAAUGGAUGCCGCCCCGCCGACAGUCAACCCGGUCCAGUCCAGCUUUGUGUCGGGGAGUGCAGACCUGAACUCAGAGCUCGAUCUAAUCAAUUCUACUCCUUUGUGACGCCCACAAUCCCUUUGUCACCAAGCAGAGGUCCAGAAUCUGGCGGUAACAAGUCACAAUAUCACGAGGAAAACCUCGUGCUUGGCAGCAACGUCAGCGUUCAGUUUGGAAAUCAAACGUGCGAGUUCUCAGGUGAGAAUCGAACUAUGACGGAGAUUGUUUGCUGCUCCGCACCGUCUUUGUCUGGGAUCAGCCUGGUCCGGAUCAGCGUGAGCGUGGACCGCUCCCAAAUCAGGGAGCGUCUCGCCUUCGAGUAUAUCGAGGAUCCUACUGUGGUGCGCAUUGAACCUGACUGGAGCAUUGCCAGUGGCCACACCCCCUUGAUGGUGACCGGCACCAACCUGGAUGUGGUCCAAGAGCCCAGGAUUCGGAUCAAGUAUGCAGGCAAAGAGUCAGUCAAUGUGUGUAAAGGGUUGAACGCGACCAGCAUGAGCUGCUCAGCUCCUUCCCUGAUGGAAGAUUACCAUCCAGGCUUGGAUACUGUGAAACACGCUGACGAAUUUGGCUUCAUCUUCAACAACGUGCAGGCGCUGCUGGUUUACAACAACACCAACCUCCUCUAUUACCCGAAUCCUUAUUUUGAACCUCUCAGCACCAACGGGGUCCUAGAACAAAAGCCGGGAUCUCCCAUCAUUCUCAAGGGCAGAAACCUGCUUCCUCCAGCCUCUGGAGGAGUGAAGCUUAACUACACAGUGCUGAUUGGAGAGACCCCCUGCUCCGUGACCGUGUCCGAGAGCCAGCUGCUGUGUGAGCCGCCCAACUUCACUGGACAAUACAAAGUCAUGGUUCAAGUCGGCGGCCUCCACGUCUCACCUGGCGCCGUGCACAUCAUGUCCGAUAGUCUGCUGACCCUUCCGGCCAUCGUCAGCAUCGCUGCCGGAGGGGGCCUCCUCCUCAUCAUUGUCAUCCUCGUCCUGAUUGCCUACAAGCGAAAGUCGCGUGAAAACGACCUCACGCUCAAACGCCUACAGAUGCAAAUGGACAACCUGGAGUCGCGGGUCGCCCUGGAGUGUAAAGAAGCAUUUGCCGAGCUGCAGACUGACAUCAAUGAGCUCACCAGUGAUCUGGACAGAGCUGGCAUUCCGCAUUUGGACUACAGGACCUACGCCAUGAGGGUGCUCUUUCCCGGUAUUGAGGAUCAUCCUGUCCUCAGAGAGCUGGAGGUGUCAGGAAAUGGCCAGCAGAAUGUGGAGAAGGCCCUGAAGCUCUUUGGUCAACUCAUCAACAACAAAGUCUUCCUUCUCACCUUCAUACGAACUCUGGAGAUGCAGCGCUCCUUCUCAAUGAGGGACCGCGGCAACGUGGCGUCACUCAUCAUGACGGCCUUACAGGGACGCCUGGAGUACGCUACGGAUGUCCUCAAGCACCUUCUUUCCGACCUCAUCGACCGCAACCUGGAGAGCAAGAACCACCCCAAGCUGCUGCUACGCAGAACGGAGUCGGUUGCAGAGAAGAUGCUCACUAACUGGUUCGCCUUCCUUCUGCACAGGUUCCUGAAGGAGUGCGCCGGCGAACCUCUCUUCAUGCUCUACUGCGCCAUCAAGCAGCAGAUGGAGAAAGGACCCAUAGACGCCAUCACUGGCGAGGCGCGCUACUCUCUGAGUGAGGACAAGCUGAUCCGCCAGCAGAUAGAGUACAAAACACUGAUCCUCAACUGUGUGAACCCGGACAAUGAGAACAGUCCAGAGAUUCCGGUAAAAGUACUGAACUGUGAUACCAUCACCCAAGUGAAAGAGAAGAUCCUGGAUGCCGUCUACAAGAACAUGCCUUACUCUCAGCGGCCGCGAGCAGUCGACAUGGAUCUUGAGUGGCGCCAGGGACGGAUGGCUCGCGUGGUGCUGCAGGACGAAGACAUCACCACCAAGAUAGAAAGUGACUGGAAGCGACUGAACACGCUCUUGCACUACCAGGUGUCGGACCGUUGUGUGGUGGCUUUGGUGCCGAAACAGACAUCGUCGUACAACAUCCCGCACUCAGCCAGCAUAUCGCGCUCGUCCAUCAGUAGAUACGAUUCUUCAUUCCGUUACACUGGCAGUCCAGACAGCCUCCGGUCUCGUGCUCCCAUGAUCACACCGGAUCUAGAAAGCGGCGUCAAGGUGUGGCACUUGGUGAAGAACCAUGAGCAUGGAGACCAAAAGGAAGGAGACAGAGGGAGCAAGAUGGUUUCUGAAAUCUACUUGACCAGGCUACUCGCCACCAAAGGAACGCUACAAAAAUUUGUCGACGACCUGUUCGAGACAUUGUUCAGUACGGUUCACCGAGGUAGCACGUUGCCGCUGGCCAUCAAGUACAUGUUCGACUUCCUGGACGAACAGGCUGACAAGCACGGCAUAUAUGACACGGAUGUACGCCACACGUGGAAGAGCAACUGCCUUCCGCUGCGUUUCUGGGUGAACGUGAUCAAGAACCCGCAGUUUGUGUUUGACAUCCAUAAGAGCAGCAUCACGGACGCCUGCCUGUCCGUGGUCGCUCAGACAUUUAUGGAUUCUUGCUCCACUUCUGAGCACCGCCUGGGCAAAGACUCCCCUUCCAAUAAGCUGCUCUACGCAAAAGAUAUCCCCAAUUACAAGUGCUGGGUAGAGAGGUACUACGCCGACAUCAACCGGCUGCCAGCCAUCAGCGACCAAGACAUGAACGCCUACUUGGCGGAACAGGCCAGGUUGCACUCCAGCGAGUUCAACAUGCUGAGCGCCUUGAAUGAGAUCUACUCUUAUAUCAGCAAGUACAGCGAAGAGAUCACCGCAGCAUUGGAACAGGACGACCACGCCAGGAAGCAGAGGUUGGCCUACAAGGUAGAGCAGCUCAUCGCCGCCAUGUCCCUCGAGAGCUGAGGGUAGACUGAGGACCGAUGUCGUCUCGACCACUCGUGCAAUACGGACGUACGCUUGCUUUAGUUUGUGUCCCGGACUCCGUCCUUCAUGGCACAUGGCCCUUGAACUCUGAGGAUCUAGCCUGGAAAGGGAUGUCAGCAAAGAAGGCCACAACAGGACUUAUUUAUUUAUUGGUGUCGUCUCCUGGGACAUUGUCCCAAUGGAACUUGUGUGCGUGUGUGUGUUUGUUUGUUUAUGUGUGCGGUUGAGUGUGCAGGAGAAAAGUGGUCGAGAGCUCAUGCUGGACUGCUGCAUUCAGAUUUUAUUUUUAUACUCUGACUUUUAAAUAUGAUCAGUUACCAUUCGAAUCACCACCUAGGCUCCCCUAAAUUUCAGAGUUGGUCUCACACUCUUCUCCGGAUGCAAGAGUCACGUGACUAAGAAGGUGUACAGGACACCAAGAGCAAAGGGAGGAAGGGUACAGGCGGCAUGCAUCUGUAAAUGUAGCAGUGUGAUAGGGCCAAUGUGAAUGAAUGUAGAGAUUUGUUUUUUUUUCUGGAGGUUGAUGGAUGUUUUAUUUUUGGAGCUCUUAAUGUUUCCAUCCAACAGCUUCCCAAACCUUCAGUUGUUCCUUAAGCAUCACUGCUCAUACCGAGCCAAAAUCCUCCAUUUUGCAUCCUAUUUUCAUAUCGUGCUCUGUUUGCAUGCAGUCCCACAUCACAUAUGUCAGCUGCUCAAGCAAUCGAUCCAAGUGCCAACACAUUGACCUGGCCGCCGCCAUCUUUGCACUGGCAGCAAGAAGCCAAGAUGUGUGGGUCUUGUUUGACCAAGUGCCAAAUGACUUGCUCAAAAAUCGGUUAAUGCUUUACAAGUGGAACUUCAAGCCCGAUGAGGUUUGAUAGAGGAGAAAUGUGGCAUGCUAAAGGUACGAAACAAGACAUCAAACAAAGUAGAUCAUCAUGAAAUCGGAGCAUCAGACUCAUUCUGUUGAAUUAUUCCGGAUAGUCACAUGACAACAGUGAGUUUCCAUUCUGCUAAAACGAUUCUGCCAUAUUUACACCAUAUAUUGUCCAAAAUUCUUUCCAAAGCCUCAUAUUAAUUAUUUUAAAACAUCUCUGAUGACCUCAAGAUCACUCGCCUUACACUGCAUGGCCAACAGCAGAAUCCCGGGUCUUCCUUUGGCCCAAUUCUGAGUCUAUCCACCAAUGUCGUACCAGCUGCUAGCUAGUGCUAAGAUAACCUAGGUAUUUUUUUAAUUUCAUCUCCCCUGCUAGGUCAGCAGGAGAGGUCAACAGCGAGUAAACAGUGAUACACUGCCUAGCUGGGCUUUAUUGACUUACUUCUUAGCAGCUGAAUUUAGUGCUCGUUUGAACGCAGCAGGCUUUCACACACCAAGUGCACUGCCCACUGUUAGUAACCUUCACAAGUUCCACCAUUUCCUAUGGUCUGGAGUGGGGGCAUGAAGGUAACGAGAGGGUUGGAAGGCGGAGGGCUAUUCUGGUUCGGUGUCAGUUUUAAAUGGAAAAUUGGCUUCUUUAUUCGAGUCACCACCAAUUUGUGCACAGACCUUUAUCCGAGUCACUUUGACAAAGAUGACCCGUCUGUGCAACUGGUUACAUGAACUGCCCGUUAUGUUGGAGUGUCGGAAGAACAGAUCUUCAGUUGGAUCUUGACUGCAUUUGACUGGCAAUUCGUGCCUUGUACUGACAAUUUGAUGUUCUGGACUCCACUGAAUAGGAUUGGCUCAUAGCUUAACAGGCUUGGUACAUCUAAGUCAACUAAUGUUCAUUUCCUUGGCAUCAAGGCAUUCUAUAGGAACCGGACAUAGGCCAGAUAUUUAUGAAGCUGUCACGUGCAACACACGAACUGCUCUAUCUAAACUUAAUUGACAGUUAAUUCAGUGGGAAUCCAUCCAAUCAUGGCCAAUAUUUAAAUAGGAAAAAGAACAUUGGAAAAAAAAUUUCCUGGAAAAAGUUCAAUCCAUAAAAGUUCCACCUUGCAAAUUAAAUGGCUAAAUUAAUUUGCCAACCUUUAUUGAGCCAAGGCACAUAUUUUACAAAAGUAAAAUGAACAUUUAUGGCACACGUCCCACACUGAAAUAACGAUGAUCUCGUCUCAAUUUACUCACAGAUUUAGUUCCUUAGUGUGAAAUCUGGGCAUGUCUAGUUAAUCACAAAUCUAUUAUUCUAUUUUAUGAAUGGCUACUCCUACUAUCUCAUGAAAGCGCACUUAAUUGUUCUGCCUGUCACUGUUCAUUGCUUGCAUAGAUAUAGAUGAACAUGGAUACAAUUAAUAGAAGUUCACAUUAUUUAUAAUAAUUAAAGAAUAAUUAUGUGACCAAUUAAUUAGAUAAUUUCCCAUGGCGCAUCUGAUCAUCUCUCACGGCAGCCUUAUGUUCCACAGUUGUUUGCAAUCACUGAUUUAAAGCAUUUAAUUUUAGAUUCAAGGAGAAAAAAUACAUUUAAAGCUUGACAACAGUAGUCUGGUGUUAUGGCGGCAUGCGUUUCCUCAUGACACGUCAUGACAUUGCGGGUGAAAGGUGGCCUUAGAUAUCCUCCCGCUCCAUUUUUUUUCGAUAUCAUAAAUCCUCUACAAAGCAAAGGUGAAGAAGUGUAUGGGCCAGCUCUGGCAGACGUUGCCCAGCUCGUUGUUUGAAGGGAGGCAUCAGGGAAUGAUGAUGGGGAAGGAGGGGAUGGAUGGGCGGGAGACCCCCCCCACCCUCUUCAAAUUCUCGCUCCUGCUUUGAAGCCGUUCUUUGAUCCGACUUGCUGGUGCUGUGCCGGAAAUGGAGAGCCAAGAGGUGAAAGGAAUUCUGGGCGAGGUGAUGACUAUGGCGCUGUGGCCUUGUCCCGCCACUCGGGGCGCACAAGGGAACGUGGCAAGAUUGCUUCUCUGCUGCGUCAGUUCAAAUACUCCUAUCUUUACUUCCAUUGCAAAUAUAUUCAGCAAACUGAGGUUCACAAAAUAAUUACAAACGGUGACGUGAGAAUAAUGUUGCCGGCAUACUACCAGCUAUCCAUCAUAGCUGAUUAGGUUUCAUAUAUAUUUUUGUAUUUAUUUGGAUGUAUUUAUUUGUAAAAAUAAAAGGAACCUUGUACAUUAAUAAAUAGUCACCCUAAUGUAAAUACUCUAUCCUCUUGGCUUGAUGGUAUUAAAUGUUCCCAAUUAUUAGAUGUCAAUUUCUGACAAAAUGUCAAAAACCUGCAUGCUAACAUUUUUGUUUUGUUUUUUCGUCACACUUUUUCUUGCAAGUCUUUUUAAUGUCUUUUCGCUACAUUCUCUGCUGUACUAUGAAGAAAAGCCUACGCUAACUCUUAUAUUGCAGUAAAACUGUAGCACUACCAUUACUAAUAUUGCAAAAAGUGUACCGGAUCAAAUGCGCUUAACCUAUCAACAAUACUGCAUAUAUUUGUAUAAAUGGGUGUCUUAAAAGGGAAGCCAAGCCCCCCC
Molecule: messenger RNA, 9741 nt
Organism: Syngnathus acus (greater pipefish)
Lineage: Eukaryota; Metazoa; Chordata; Actinopteri; Syngnathiformes; Syngnathidae
Gene: plxna2
Product: plexin A2
Biological process (GO): negative regulation of cell adhesion; regulation of GTPase activity; semaphorin-plexin signaling pathway involved in axon guidance
Cellular component (GO): semaphorin receptor complex
Molecular function (GO): protein binding; semaphorin receptor activity
Source: RefSeq, a predicted model, not a curated record